AAGCGAGCGUGCCAGAACAUCAUCGGACUGGUCGAAACUAGAACGCGCACCAUCAGCUAGUAUUCACUAUGCUGAUGAAAGCAAACAACCAUCCCCCACAGCCGCACACCAGCAUGUGACUGGGAGAGAUGGAAACAUCUACCCAGUGUAGAUGAACAAACAAGAAAACCACUAAGAGCACUAACACAAAGCUCCCUUCUUCUCCCACAGGAAAGUGACAAAUAAAAAAUGAAGCACUAUCUCACCGUGAAAGCCAAGCAGGAGGGCGAAAUUGACCCCUGGGCAAUCGGUGAAACAAUCGAAACCUUCGAGCUAAAAAUAACCAAAAUUGAACAACAAAAGAAUGGGGAGUAUCUGAUUUCAACUGAGGACGAGGACACGGCAGAGAGGCUCCGGACACUGAUACGGAUCGACGAUGGCACGGAGGUCGAAGUCAUCCGGCAUCCAUCCCUAAAUGGAUGCAAAGGAGUAAUCAAGUGCCAGCAAUAAGCACCAAGACCGAACAAGAGAUCCUGGACCACCUGAAGGCCCAAAAGGUCACGAGGGUGCAGGCGCGAGGGGAAAACGGGAUCUUUAUCCUCUCCUUUGACCUUCCGCAACCGCCGAAGGAGAUAAAGGUCGGCGUCCUCACAACCAAGGUCUGCACAUUCUACCCGCGCCCGAUGAUCUGCCGGAAGUGCUACAUGUUUGGGCACACAGCGAGUUCAUGCAGGAACAAUCCGGCGUGCGAAACAUGCGGCCAGUACCACGAGGGACGAUGCCCCCACUCAAGUGCCGAAACUGUGGGGGAGGGGGGGGGGGCACACCUUCCUACCGAUCAAAAAUGUAAGGUCUAUAAGCAAGAGAUGAGUAUUAACCGGAUGAUGGUGGAUAAGGGCAUACCCGCCAUCAAGGCCCGGGCAAUGCUCAGGAAGGAUACCAAGAAAGGGUAUAUAGUACCGCCCAAAGCUGCUCCGGAGGCGCGACGAGUCACUUCACAAGUCAAGAAACCCGAACCGCCCAGGGAAGGUAGCAGCAAGCCCACUGGAUCGAAAAGAAAGAGCGCUCCGACCCCGCUCGUAACAGUGAACAUUAACUCCAGCAGCAGCAGCGAGGACGAUGAGGAGAACAUCGUCCCCCCGAAUAAGGCCCCGCCCGCUGGUCGAUCAAUCAAGUAAAUACACUACAAACACAUAAUACACAUUCCAUACAAGUGCCCUAAUAAAGCAAUUAUUGAACUCAACAUAAAAAACUACAACACAUCCGAACUGGUAUCCCAGCCAGACACGUGGAUAGGAGGAGGUCCGAUGGGCGGGCCCCCGACGCACCACCGUGGAUGAUAGAAUGCAUACACACCAAAAAUCGAUUUGGAAUUGUACAUAUGAAAGUCCAUUUCAAACGUAUUUUCAUUAAAACCAAGUUCAAAUUAAA
Molecule: messenger RNA, 1410 nt
Organism: Aedes albopictus (Asian tiger mosquito)
Lineage: Eukaryota; Metazoa; Arthropoda; Insecta; Diptera; Culicidae
Exons: 1
Coding region: 459-1157 (232 amino acids)
Source: RefSeq, a predicted model, not a curated record